UUGAGCCUCCUAACCAGUGUUGCUUGGUUUUUCCCAAGGUUAACAGGGUUUUUCAUUACCUUUGCUAUCUGCUUGGGAAAGGGUGAGAGGGGAAAGCUUGCGUCUGCACUCUUCAACAUCCUCAGAGAAAUUAUUAUGAAACUGGUUUUCAUGAACAUGUGGUACUGCCCAGUGGGCAUGAACUCUCUGAUGUGUGUGAAGAUUGCUGCCAUUGGGGACCUUGAGAAUAAAAGACAAGGUCUGUUCCUGGAGAUGGGCACUGAUGGCACAGUGAGGGGGACCCCAGAACAAACUGCAAACAGUGUGCUGGAGCUGAGGUCUGUGCGAGCUGGUGAAACGGUCAUUAGGGGAGUAUUGUCAUCUCUUUACCUGUGUGUGGACAGAACUGGACGUCUGAGGGGAGAGAGGUUGUACAUGGAGGCAGACUGCACCUUCAACGAGUCGCUGCUGGAUGGAUACACUCUUUUCUUGUCCAAGCAUCAUGGAUUUCCUGUGUCGCUGGCACCGAAGCUGCUUCGGGAUAAACAAUUCCCUCCUUUCUCCCAGUUUCAACCUCUAAGAAAUCUGCUGUCUUCGGGGAAGGAGAAAGAAGAAAGACAGAACGAAAAUGCAAAGCCAGAGCAACAGCGUCUGGAUAUUGACUCUGAGGAUCCCUUCGGAAUGGGUCUCCAGGUCUCUGUGCGUAGUCCGGGAUUCCACAGUAUGGAAUGAGGCACAGAUCCGAGGGUCAUUGCAUGCCCUUAUCUGUUUACCAGAAAUGUAUUUUCCCGAAAAAGAAAAUGUGAUGAUGUAGCAACCCGUUUGUGCUACUAGCUAAGAUUUGUAUUGUUAAAGGAUAUGGUUGUUGAGGUAAUUCAGAAACGUACUGCGAGUCCAGUGUGUCUUAGUUUAUCUUGAAUUGUAAAUAUUGCAGAUUAUUGCUCAAGAACCUUCUGCUCUUGCAGUUGUGGGGCUGUGAGUUUGCCAAGCAGAGGACUUUAAGGCGAAAUAUUCUGUGGUAUGUUCUCGGAUCUCUUGUUAUUUGAGCUGCAGUUAUUUUAUAUCCUAAUUUAUUAUGUUAAAUAUUUUUAUAUUUAACAUUUAUCACUCUUAGCAUUGCAGUAUUUGUGUUAUUGUGUCAUGUUUUCAUAUUACUUAUUUAAUCUUAUUUAAAUUAAGAGAUUGUGAGCCAUAUU
Anguilla anguilla (European eel) is the source of this 1175-nucleotide messenger RNA. Its product is annotated as fibroblast growth factor 21-like. Gene Ontology annotation, molecular function: fibroblast growth factor receptor binding; growth factor activity. Gene Ontology annotation, biological process: positive regulation of gene expression; positive regulation of cell population proliferation; cell differentiation. NCBI's taxonomy places the organism in Eukaryota, Metazoa, Chordata, Actinopteri, Anguilliformes, Anguillidae. Gene Ontology annotation, cellular component: cytoplasm. Bases 136 to 711 code for a protein of 191 amino acids. The record is from RefSeq and is a predicted model, not a curated record. The transcript has 5 exons.